Neltuma alba is the source of this 2648-nucleotide messenger RNA. RefSeq lists its product as uncharacterized. The coding region runs from base 1 to 2532 and encodes 843 amino acids. The record is from RefSeq and is a predicted model, not a curated record. Gene Ontology annotation, molecular function: protein binding. The transcript has 13 exons. NCBI's taxonomy places the organism in Eukaryota, Viridiplantae, Streptophyta, Magnoliopsida, Fabales, Fabaceae.
AUGUUUCCCAUUUUCCAGGCUGCAAGGUGUUGUGUGCUAGUUUCACAUUCCUCGUGUAUAUGGGAUGUCAAAAAUCUAUGUUGUGAAAACAUCCAUGAUCCAUCUCUUGCAUGCAUUGCUAGAGGUUGUUCAGGUGGAAUUUCAUUUGCAACAUGCUCUACUGAUGGUACGAUAAGGCUAUGGGAUCUUGCUUUGCGAUCUGAUUUACCAAAAGAUGCUGCAGAGCAUUGCUCUGUAAAGGCUGAGCUAAUGAGUUCUUCAAGUUUAGUAACUACUGGGACUUUCGAACGUGAAGCAGUUGAAGCAGAUGUUGGCAAGCAAGGGUUCCGGUCUCUUGCCACUAGUUCAGAUGGAAAGUAUCUGGCUGCUGGUGAUUGCAAAGGAAACCUUCAUAUAUACAACCUUGAAACAUCAGAUUACACAUGCAUUCAGAGUGCUCAUGGUGCAGAGAUCCUCACGCUGAGCUUCACUUUAUGCGGCCAAGACACAUAUAAAGAAAUCGCCAACAAUAGUUAUUAUCUUGCUUCAGGUGGUAGAGAUUGUAUAAUUAAUCUCUACGAUGUAGGAAGAAAUUUCAAUCUCAUUGACAGUAUUGAUGAUCAUUCGGCGGCAGUGACCUCAAUAAAGAUUACAAGCAACAACUGCAAGAUCCUCAGUUGUAGUGCUGAUAGUUCGCUGGUGCUUCGUGACAUUAGGAUAGCAGAUGCUGAUUAUAAAAUUCUGCAGCAACAUAGUUUAAAGGCUUCGCAUGGAACUGUUUAUGACAUGGAUGUAGAUCAAAGAUUGGGGAUUGUAAUCACAGUUGGGCAGGAUAAGAAGAUAAACACAUUUGACAUUACUGAUCGAAAGCUAAUUAGGUCGUACAAGCAAGAUAAAAAUUGUGGAGACCCUAUAAAGGUUACAAUGGAUCCAAGCGGCACUUAUGUGGUCUGCUCAUUCUCUAACAAGUCCAUCUGCAUAUAUGACUUAUUCACGGGACAAAUGGUUGCAAGUGCCAUGGGACAUGCUGAAGUUGUAACUGGCAUCAUCUUCUUGCCCGAUUGCAAGCAUAUAGUUUCUGUAGAUGGUGAUGGUUGUGUUUUCCUGUGGAAAUUGCCUUCUUCUUUGUCUUCUAAAAUACUUAAGAAUAUAACGGGGAAAAGUAAUCCAUUGUCUCCAAGAAGCUUAGCUCAGCCAGCUACUUUUCGCCAUCUACCACCCUAUGAAGAGCAGUUUCAGCAAUCUAAAAUCAAUCCGGAGGAUGUCUGGUCAUUGAGGAACAACAACCAAAGUAGCGGGAGAAUGCCUUAUCCAGGAAGCAGUGGUAGGGAGGCUAAAGCUUUUAAAUUUAGUGUUUCAAGACUUCCAAAAUGGGCACAAACCAAAGUGACCGGCUCCAAUAUUGUCUGCGGGAGUGUAAACAAUACUUUAUCAGAGGCCUAUUCCCUAUCCCCAGAAGUCAUUAUGCCAGUUGGUCAUGCUUCUUCGUCACCAGAGUAUACAAAAACUCAAUGUCUUUCAAGGCCUGGAGGAACUUUCAGCAACUUUGCUUUGGACAACCGUUGGCUCUCUGUUUAUACUGUUUGCAUGGAUGCUUUGUCCUCCCCAGAGAUGCAAAGUUUAAUGGAUACAAAGAUGUCAGAGUUUUCCUCAAGUUUAAGACAAGAUGAGGCUGAGAUCGAAAAUGACCAAAGCUGUUUUGGGCGCCGUAGCCAUAUGAAACAAGAAGAGAGGGAUCUUUUCUCAGACCAACUUGCAGGUUGCAACAGUAAUAAUGGAUCAUGUUGCGAGUAUCCAGAACAAAUUUCUGGCAGCACAACAGAGCAGUUACAUACAGAUGAAUGUGAAAGUGAUUCAAAAGCUUCUACUGAGUCUAACUUACACAACAUGCAUCCCGAAGAAGAUAGUGAACUAUUCAAGCAACAUUUUGGCAGUUUAUCAAAUGCCAAAAAGAUGGAGGCACGAAAAUCACUAUUACAUAGGUACUCUGCAAGAUUUGUUGUGCAACAUCAUGGCCCUGGGGACUGCAAGAGGCUAUUUAGCACUCCUGUUAGAAAUAUAACUGAUAAAACCAGUAACUAUGAGGGAGACGCCACGAUUCGCAGUACGUUGGAAAAUGCAUCCUCUAGGAUGAUGGAAAAUGAAGUAAAAAAUUCUUUGGAACAGGACCUCAUGAAUUCGAGAAAAAUUUCAGCAAAUUCAGAAUGUGCAUUAGCUAGAUGCACAAUCAAAGAAAAUUUGGCUGAUGAUGAUAUGAGCAAGGACAGAGAUAAAAAAGAAAGUCUUCAUAAAAAGAGUAAACCGGAGGAAACCAUAAUUGCAUGCAAGAAUGCAUUAAAUAGAUUGGAUUCUGCAGCUGAGAGUGCUGUGCAGUUAUUUUCAAGAUUAGAAAUUAGUAGCUGUGGGGAUGAUAUUUUAGAAGGAGCUGGAACUCAGUUACAUGAUGAAGCAGCUGAGCUUCUUCCAUCAAUCAUUGAGAAAGUUAAUGCAGUUGCUAGAUUGGUUAGAAGUAGGAAGAGUGGUUUGUUUGAUUCAACUUUGCAUCAAUUGUAAGGAAAAUUUUUCUGAAGGCAAAUCAGAGAGGAUUGCCGAAACACCACAGAUACGAGCAUUCUUUAAUUAUAUUAAAUUCAUAUUGUCUCUGCUGAGAAGUGCAGGGGCUCUUAUUG